CUUUUCCCAUAAUGCAACAGUCAACAAAGGAAGAGGGAGAGAAACGGAUUGUAGCCAAAGUGGCUAGCUAGCACAAAAAAAGAGGAAGAGAGAAAUGGGGCUGUCAUGAAACUUUAAGGAAUGUUUCUCUCAUUAAACGGGCAAAAACAGCCUUGGCUCAUCACGUGCAUGAGAUGAUGACAGACCACGAGCAGUGGGUGUUUAUGUGGUUAAGCAGCUCUUGUUCGUACGCCGGAUCUGUUACUGGGUUAAAGUUAGCUUAGCAGCUGUUUAUUAUCAGCACGCUAAUGAUAAAUGCAACCCUCGUCGUCAGAUUUACAGACACGUUCGACCCAGAUCCAUCUUUCUGAAGCAGGAAAGGGGGAUUAAGCUCUAUUUAAAGUGAUGAUGAAGGCUUUGGCGUUCACAUGAUUGAGAUUUCCCAGUCACAUGGCCAGACUCUGCGGUUAGCAUCCUUUGGUCAGCAGAUAGGACCGUCCCAUGCCCUCACCUGACUGGGUGUACAAGGAUGAAGAAGAUCAGUCUGAAGACGAUCAGAAAAUCACUUAACAUAAAGGGCAAAGAAGAUGGGGAUUUUGUCAUGCUCCAGCAGCCAUCAUUAGCGGCUGAGUUCACCAAGGAUGACUCUCUCUUCGGAGGCUGUUACACCAAAGGGCUGGUAGGUUGCGAUCUUAAUGGGGAGGAUGAGAAGGGUCAUAAGAACCGAUCGAAGAGCGAAAGUCUUAUGGGCACUCUAAAGAGGAGACUGUCUACCAAACAGAAAUCGAAAGUCAAAGGAGGCUCCACCUCGGUGGGCUCUGGAGAUGAUGACGACACCUUCUCUUCCUCAUCUGUCCCGAUAAGCUUUAAUGAAGUCAAAGCCCAGCGGCCCUUAAGAUCCUCGUCCCUCCGAAGCCAUCAUUACAGCCCUUCUCCGUGGCCUUUCCGGCCAGUCGUCUCUGAUGAGGCUUGCAUCAAGAUGGAGGUGAAAGUCAAAGCUAUGGUCCACUCCCCCAAUCCCAGUCCCUCCCUCAAUGGCAUCAGAAAGGAGUUCCAUGACAUCCAAUUAGAAGGUUUGUUCCAGGAUCAGAGCGAGUCUCUGAAGGACAUGGAUACACAGAGUGGCAACUUGCAUUUGAACAUUGAGGAUCACGUGCCUAUUGGACUCACACCUCAGGACUACAUCCAGUACACAAUGCCUUUAGAUGAGGGAAUGUUCCCAGAUUCGUCCCAAUCCUUCUGCUUGGAUGGUCCCUCGCCAAUGGAAGUGGUCGAUCAGGUCGAAUCUAGCUCGUUGCACGUGGAUCAGGGCCCGCAUGACCACAAUCUCAUGCCAUCGGACAUUCUCAUGGAGCAGGCGGUGAACGGACACCUUCCUGGUACUCCGGCGAUGGUCCUUUCCAAUUCCAGAGCUGACACACCUUUAUUUUCUCCUUCCCUGUCACCUCUUUCCAACAACGAUAUUCCGAGGACCCUCUCUGGGUUCAGUGGUGCAGACUCUCAUGUUGUUGAGAGAGUGAGGCACCACCUGAACUUUGACCCCAAUUCCGCUCCUGGUGUUAGCAGGGUGUACGAUUCUUUCCAAAGCAGCGGAACCAUGGUUGUAACAAGCCUUACGGAGGAACUUAAAAAACUGGCCAAGCAGGGUUGGUACUGGGGACCUAUAACUCGAUGGGAGGCUGAGGAGAAGCUCAUCAACCUUCCAGACGGCUCUUUUUUGGUGAGGGACAGUUCAGAUGAUCGCUAUCUACUCAGCCUGAGCUUUCGGUCACAGGGAAAGACGCUUCAUACCAGGAUUGAACAUUCGAACGGCAGAUUCAGCUUUUACGAGCAGCCUGACGUGGAAGGUCACACUUCCAUCGUAGAUCUCAUCGAGCUCUCUAUAAAAGACUCUGAAAACGGCGCGUUCUGUUACUCCAGAUCCCGUCUGCCGGGGUCUGCCAUGUACCCCGUUCGCUUGACCAAUCCCGUCUCGCGGUUCAUGCAAGUCCGUUCCCUGCAAUAUCUUUGCCGCUUUGUCAUCCGACAGUACACGCGAAUAGAUUUGAUUCAGAAACUGCCUUUACCAAACAAAAUGAAAGAUUAUUUGCAGGAGAAGCACUACUGAACGGACUGUAGUGGGAUAUGGUAGUAAAUUGCACUUUUUGUUGAAUGGCGCGUUCUUAAAACAGUUUACAUAUAUGGAGGUCAGGUGAUCAGUUGCGUAGGUUGACUAUCCGAUCUUCCCACAGAUAUAUGCGGUUAAUUUGUUGUUGCUCAUAUUUAGUGUUUUACAUUUUGCAGGUCUUUUCGGAGCAACGUGGUAAGUCUAGAAACCAUUUAGCAUUGGAAUGCCAUGCCUAAUACACAUUCAUAUUGAUUAUAUGAAUACGUUUUGCAGUAAUGCUAAAACUCUUAUCAAAGCUUGGAUUUGAGGAUCGGAUGUUGCAUUAAUGUGCUUCAUUCUUCAAUAGUUUUGCUGUGGUGUAAAGGUGUGGUCACAUUGGCAAAAUUUCGUGAGCAAAAGAGGUCUAUUUUCAGUAGUGAAGCACAGCUAAUAUAGAAAUAUAGCAUCUUUCUAUUGGUCAGUGUCGCAAAUCUAUUGCGAAAUCUGCGUGAGGAAAUCUUUCGCAAUUCCCAAUCGUGUCGAUUCCUAUUGAAAUUACUGGGUUUUCUGUCAUGAAAAAUUCACCGAGCAAUGAUGAAUGUGAUCGCACCUUUACAGCGAAUUUGCUUUUCUCUGGAAAUAUGAUGUCAGCCAUGUUUUUGGCAUGUUUUGAUAGUUUUCCUUCUACAGAUCGGUACUUUUAAUGAAACUUGCGAAUAUGCUGGAUGACUGAAUUUUGGUGAAAUACAGUUAUAAUGUCGAAUGCGUCAAAGUUCGACAGACAACUUUUGUAAGAGAAGUAUUUAUUUGGGAUUAAUGUUCUACAUUUAUUAGAGGUUAACAGUAAAACAUUUAUUCGUCCAUUAGACUUUUGUAGAUCUGUGCAACAACAAAUUCGGUUCAGUCAGGUAUGAGAAGGCCGCAAAAGAAAGGACUGUGAAUCACAUCCAAAAUGUUAUAGAAGAAUACAUGCGGAAUGCUACGAAUCUGUGAUGUUAUAUGAAAAGGGAGAUGGUAGAGAACAAAAGAGGUUUUGUUUUUUUAUUUCUGUUGUAUAGUGUGGUUUAUACAGUAUUCUUUU
Messenger RNA from Cyprinus carpio (common carp), 3146 nucleotides. RefSeq names its product suppressor of cytokine signaling 6a (gene socs6a). NCBI's taxonomy places the organism in Eukaryota, Metazoa, Chordata, Actinopteri, Cypriniformes, Cyprinidae. Gene Ontology annotation, biological process: regulation of growth; phosphatidylinositol phosphate biosynthetic process; intracellular signal transduction. Gene Ontology annotation, molecular function: 1-phosphatidylinositol-3-kinase regulator activity. The record is from RefSeq and is a predicted model, not a curated record. Gene Ontology annotation, cellular component: phosphatidylinositol 3-kinase complex.